AUGAGUCCCGAAGGUGAUCGUCGGGCGUCAGCCACAGCGCGGCAGACCAACGACGACGACGCCAUCACGCCAGUUCCGGAGUUGCGAACACAGGCUCCCUCAGAGAGAACAAUUUCUCCCGCGAACCGAGAGCUGUCACCCGAAGUCGCCUCCGUUCGCCAAGAGGAGCGUUCCCCGAGCAGAUGGCGGGGAUACUUUGCCAAGAGCGGGAAGCUCAGACCGUUCAGGCUGCUGAAGGAGGACUCUCUCAACUUCAGACUGCGAUACAUAUCAGACUGGACCGUGUUCAACCAGCUCGUGCUGGCCAGUGCGAUCUACGUCUUCUUCACCAACAUUUUGCCCGGCAUCACCUUUGCCAGCGACUUGUACGUUCUGACUGGAGAGUCGUGGGGGACGAUCGAGGUUGUGUUUAGCACGGGGCUCUGUGGGAUUAUCUUUGCUUUGUUCUCGGCCCAGCCGUUGACUAUCCUCGGUGUCACUGGUCCAUUUUCGGUUCUGGCAGAGAAUAUCUACUCGCUAUGCGAGAACUCUUUCAAGAUCCCCUUCCUGCCCUUCAUGGCCUGGUCCCUCAUCCACUCUGGCUGGAUGCACUACCUCCUCGCCAUCUUCAACGCCCAUGACUACACCAUGCAAUACGUCACCGACUUCAGCGCCGACAUCUUCUCCCUCCUCAACAGCGUAAUUUACUUCCAUAAGGCCGUCCGCGAGCUCGAGCGCACCAAAGCCGCGGUCUCGCUCGCGGCCUUUCUCUACUCCAUCAUCGGCGCAGUGGGCACCUGUCUCCUCGCCAUCUUCCUCUCGACGGCGCCGUCGUGGAAGCCGCUGUUCCACAGGUACGUCCGCAUGGGCCUCGCAGAGUACGCCGCCGCCAUCUCCAUCGUCUUCUUCAUCGGCAUGCCCUACGUCGGCGACCUGGCGCAUCUCGACCACAACAGGCUGGAGGUCUCCAAGACUUUCAGGCCGUCGUCGCCGAGCCGGGACGUCUUCUUUGUCGAGUUCUGGAAGCUCCCCAUCGGCUGGAUCUUCAUCGCCAUCAUCCCGGGCAUCAUCAUCACGGUACUGUUCUACUUUGACCACGAGAUCAGCAGCAUCAUCUGCACGGCGAAGAGGUACGGCAUCCAGAAGCCUGGGGGCUACGCGUGGGAUAUCAUGCUUCUGGGCACGACGACGAUUAUGUGCGGUAUACUCGGGAUCCCGCCAGCAAACGGGCUCCUGCCACAGGCACCGCUGCACUCCGAGUCUCUCAUGCACACCGUUGUCGAAGACCCCCCCGCCCCGAACUCUGAGCCCGGCGAAGAACCCCCAUUGAAACCCUUGAUACGGGUCUACGAACAGAGAUACUCGCCCUUCAUCCAAGCGGCAGGCAUCUUGCUCUUUGUCUCACCACCCUUUCAGCACGUCCUGGGCUUCACGCCUACCUCUGUCCUCGCUGGGCUGUUCAUGUUCAUGGGCUACCAGUCGCUAUCCGUCAACCCGAUCCUCAACAGAAUCUGGCACCUCCUCACGCCCAUAUCGGAACUUCCUGCUUUACCCCAGGGUGCGUCCUGGCUGGGUAUUCACAUGUAUACCAUCUCGCAGAUCAUCCUCACCGGCAUCGUUUUUGGAGUCACAUUGACCGUGGCGGCCCCGGGCUUCCCUAUCAUCAUCAUCAUUCUGGUCCCAGUCAGGCUGUUCCUGAUGAAUAAAGUGUGGAAUCGGGAAACAUUAAGAUACGUCGACGGGUGGGCGACAAGAGAAGGAAAGCCGGAGGACAACGAGAACGACCGGAGGCGGGAGGCCGUCAUCGCCUCGCGCGAGUCAGCCAGACGAGUGUCCGACGAGGAGAAGGGUACGAAAUCUGCGUGA
Molecule: messenger RNA, 1845 nt
Organism: Colletotrichum siamense
Lineage: Eukaryota; Fungi; Ascomycota; Sordariomycetes; Glomerellales; Glomerellaceae
Product: putative transporter
Exons: 3
Coding region: 1-1845 (614 amino acids)
Biological process (GO): monoatomic anion transport; borate transport; transmembrane transport
Cellular component (GO): plasma membrane; fungal-type vacuole
Molecular function (GO): solute:inorganic anion antiporter activity; borate efflux transmembrane transporter activity
Source: RefSeq, a predicted model, not a curated record